Apiotrichum porosum is the source of this 408-nucleotide messenger RNA. It is a transcript of the gene LSM1, whose product is annotated as Sm-like protein. The record is from RefSeq and is a predicted model, not a curated record. The coding region runs from base 1 to 408 and encodes 135 amino acids. Gene Ontology annotation, biological process: deadenylation-dependent decapping of nuclear-transcribed mRNA. Gene Ontology annotation, cellular component: P-body; Lsm1-7-Pat1 complex. The transcript has 6 exons. Gene Ontology annotation, molecular function: RNA cap binding. NCBI's taxonomy places the organism in Eukaryota, Fungi, Basidiomycota, Tremellomycetes, Trichosporonales, Trichosporonaceae.
AUGGACGCCCUCAUCCCGUUCACCACCUCGGGUUCGCUCGUCGACCUUGUGGACAAGAAGGUCCUUGUCGUCCUGCGAGACGGUCGCAAGCUCACUGGUGUUCUCCGUAGCUACGACCAGUUUGCCAACUUCCUCCUUGAGAGCACUGUCGAGCGGUUACACUACAAGUUCGAGUACAGCGAUGUUGACAUUGGUGUGCUGCUUAUCCGUGGAGAGAACGUUGUUGCACUGGGCGAGAUUGAUCUGAUCGCCGAGGACAACCUGCCCUUUGUCGAGAUCCCGUUGGACGAGAUGCGCGACAAGCUUGCCGCUCAAGAGAAGCGGAGAGAGAGGGAUAACAUUGUCAAGGACAAGGUCCUGGGAUCCCUCGGCUUUGUGUCUGACCGUCACGAGGGCGACGCGUACUAG